ACUACACUGGGAACUACACACGCUCUUACUGUCCACUGCAAAAGAAUCACAAAAAGAAAGCCGAUCGCGCUUGGAUUAUAACUAUGACUCUGGAAGAGAUCCGCGGACAAGAAAACACCAUGGAAAACGUUGAUAGGGUGCAGAAUGCAGGCACAGCCCUGGAGGAGCUGCUGGUCGCUGCAAAGAAGCAGGACUACCUGACAGUCGGAGUUUACGAGGGUGCCAAAGUCAUGAAUGUCGACCCAGACAGCGUGGCAUUCUGCGUGCUCGCCACGGAUGAGGAGUACGAGUGUGACAUUGCGCUUCAGAUCCACUUCACCCUCAUCCAGGCUUUCUGCUUCGACAACGACAUCAACGUGGUGCGCGUUAACGACAUCGAGCGGCUGGCCGACCUCGUGGCUGCAGACAGCACCGGCGAGCCCAAGGACGCGCACUGCAUUCUAGUCACGAGCCCCAGCGCAAACCCGUGGAAAGACCCUGCUUUAGACAAGCUGAGCCUGUUCUGCGAAGAGAGGCGCAGUGCAUAUGACUGGGUGCCAACCAUCACACUACCAGAGCGCUGAAGACACAUUCCCCUAAAGAUGCUUCACGUGAUGAUGAAGAAAAUGAUGAAAAGAAAGUCAAGGAGCUGAGCUUCAGCCGGGGGAGUCAAGCCUUUUUGCUUCACCUGUCUGGAUUAAGAGGCUGUGACUGCAACCUACCCCUUCCUCUGCAAGCCUUCCAGAGCAUUCUGGGUCAGCAUGUUGGUUCUGGAUUACCCUGUGGGAGGAGUUGAAGUUCAGAGGGCCAUGUGUUGACUGGGUCAAGUGGACAGAAUGCCCAAUGGACAGAGGAGAAGCUGGAAUGUGCUGCGUGGUACAUUAAGUGGUGACUCAGUGAUACGGGGAUCUGAGCAGGCAAGCACCCAGAGAGAGAGAUGCUGUGGUCUCAUUAAGGUGGAGGACCAACGUCAGGUGCUGGUUCUGAAGAGGGUGCCUGAAAGUGUCCAAAUGGACUUUUCUUUAUGAAAUCAGCUAUCAGGAAGUUCUUGGGAUGAGCAGAGACUGCUUGCAAAUCCUGAUUCAAGCUGUUUCUGAGAUGUUUUUCAUGGACUAUUAUUCUUACUUUGAAAUAUGCAGACAAAACAAUGCAAUAUCAUUUUGAAUUGUACUCAUUAUUAACUGUUUUGUGAAUAAACAUUUGGA
Molecule: messenger RNA, 1184 nt
Organism: Cololabis saira (Pacific saury)
Lineage: Eukaryota; Metazoa; Chordata; Actinopteri; Beloniformes; Belonidae
Gene: gadd45ga
Product: growth arrest and DNA-damage-inducible, gamma a
Exons: 4
Coding region: 84-563 (159 amino acids)
Biological process (GO): regulation of cell cycle
Cellular component (GO): nucleus; cytoplasm
Source: RefSeq, a predicted model, not a curated record